Molecule: messenger RNA, 885 nt
Organism: Rasamsonia emersonii CBS 393.64
Lineage: Eukaryota; Fungi; Ascomycota; Eurotiomycetes; Eurotiales; Trichocomaceae
Product: RNA binding protein
Exons: 6
Coding region: 1-885 (294 amino acids)
Biological process (GO): mRNA export from nucleus
Cellular component (GO): nucleus
Molecular function (GO): mRNA binding
Source: RefSeq, a predicted model, not a curated record
AUGGAUCGCAGCCUGGAUGAGAUCAUCGCUGAACGUCCCUCAUACCGAGAACGUGUUGAUCUAGAUCGUGAUUGGGUUCAUGACAAGUUCGAAGACGACUCAGACACGCCUACAUAUCGUCGCGAGUCCCGCCCUCGACGUGGUGAUCGCUACUCUCCCGAGCGCGAGCGCGGCCCUACAGGGGCUAGGCUCCGUAUUGAAAAUCUUCACUACGACCUGACAGAAGACGAUCUGGAGGAUCUAUUCACCCGAAUUGGACCGGUUACUCGCGUGUCUAUCGUAUAUGAUCGCGCCGGACGCUCCGAAGGUAUCGCGUACGUUACAUACAAGUACAUUGAGGAUGCGAGAACGGCUAUUCGUGAAUUCGACGGUGCCAACGCAAAAGGCCAACCGAUCCGCAUUACUCUCGUUUCUUCCGGACGCGGUGGCCGGAAUCCGUUUGACAAUAUCGAGAAGCCGAAGGGAAGUCUGUUUGAUCGCAUCGAACGCCCACGCGAUAGACGCAGCCUCAGUCCGGAAAGCGAUAGUGAUCGUGGACGUCGGCGUGGAAAAUACGGUCCUCGCCGUAGUGAUGUCUCCAAGCCCCCUCCCGACCACAUUGAUCGCUAUGUGCCGGGACAGCGCUCUCCUGUCCGCCGCGGACGACGCGGUGAACGACGUGAAGCGAAGAGAAGAACGGACAGCAAGGGUCGCCCGCUGGUCAACGGUCGGCCGAGAAAGACUCAGGAAGAACUUGACCAAGAGAUGGAUGACUACUGGGAAAAUGCCAACGUCGGAGCGAGCAAUAACACUGAAAAGGAAGCCGCUGCCCCAGAGCAGACUCAAGAGGCGGCACCUCCAUCGAACGCUGCAGCUGGCGAUGUCGAUAUCGACAUGGUCGAGUAA